Molecule: messenger RNA, 1377 nt
Organism: Trichobilharzia szidati
Lineage: Eukaryota; Metazoa; Platyhelminthes; Trematoda; Strigeidida; Schistosomatidae
Source: the annotation of a GenBank genome assembly
GCGAGUUCCCACUCUUUUCAACCUCUAGAUAUUGGAAUCAAAAAAGGACUCAAACGUCUUCUGUUCUUCACACGCGACAGAGCUGAGACCAAAAAUAGCCAAUACAAUAUUUCUGGAGAUUUAGAAGCCAUUCAUCUCUUGAAAUGUUGAAGUCAGCUUUAGCUUGUCAACCGUUGGCACACUAUUCCGAUUUCGAUACAACUUCAGAAAGUGGUCUCUCUGAUUUAUCUUAUGUUCAUCCUUACCGUCCAAAAAAAUGUCUGACAAAGAACAAAACAAUAAAAACUACUCCCGGUGAAAUUAGACUUGGAGCAAGAGCUAUGCGAAGAUAUGAAAAUGAAGUAUACUUGAAUACACUAGCUGUAAUUACGGAGACUGAUGGCGAUACUAUUGAUGAUUGGCCGGACAGUUUGAAUUAUUGCUCAGCAUUUACUAAAUUGUUUGAAGAUGAAAAUAUUCGGGAAGUAUGGGAGAAAUUUAUCCAACUCUCUGAAAGGGAACAAGAAAAGCUACUGAAAUCACUUCGUAUAGAAAGUGAAGAUGAUGAUUUUGACGAUGAUGAUGAUGAAGAAGCCGGUGGUAUUAGUGAUUACGAUGAAGUUGCAAAUGAUAUGGUCUGUACUUUUACACCACCUCAGACUUCUCCUAAACGCAGUACAAAGCAUCGUUGUCGACGGCAUAAACAUGCUUCACGUGGAAAAAAGAAUAAGAAUACUGUGAAUUUAUUGGAGGCUGAUCUUGCACUGAGUGAAUCUUCAAAAUCUGAAGAAGAUACUUACAAUUUAAACGCUAAUGCUCUUUCCGAUGAAUGUCGUCUAGAGAUUGAACAACAUAUUCCUACUCGUCUACUAUCAUUAUUAUCAAAUUCACCGAAUUCGCAUAAUUCAAAAACCAAUCGAAAACGUGUUAAACGUGCUCUUACUCCUAUUGAUAUUUGUUUAUUAAAAAGAGUAGAAUUAGAGUUAAGACAGCAUUUUUUUCAAAGAGAUCAAGUGAAUAAUAUUGCAAAACGUUGGACUCCAUCAUUAUCGUUAAUAUCAUCUCAGUCAAUAGAAUCUUCAAGUAACAGUAAUAAUAGCAACACUGGCAAUCGUGUAACACACUCUAAUUUCCUAUGCCUGGAUUCAUUUCAAAGAUUGUUAGUUCAUUCAAUAGCUACCUACCUGGGACUGAGUUCAUAUAGUACUUGGUCUAACUCAUUAGGUGAACGUCAAUUAUGGGUAGAACAAGUACCGGAACGGCAUUAUUGUCAACCGCCAAAACAACAUUUUGUUACGCUAAUUCAACACAAAGUAAUGCAAAAUUCAUCCUUAACUGCAAAUACUUCAUAGUUGGAUUUUGGUUUGUUUUCUUUUGUUGUGUGUGUGUGUGUUUGUG